AUGACGACGUCCGAAAGAUACGAAACGCUCUUGCCGCAAGCACAAGCACAAGUACAAGCACAAGCACAAGCCCAGAACAGCUCCAAAAUCGAAGCCGAUCAGAAUUCGACAUUGACGAGCGCUGCAAAUAAUCUCCAAGAUGCGCUUGGGGAUCCAGAAGUGGCCAGCAUUCAUGUCGUCCCGAUUGCUCCGUCGGCUUUCCAGCGUGACCAGUACCAAAACAAUAUCUACUUUGAGAAGAAACUCAUCGAACAAGUCAUGAAUACCGGAGGAGCUUUGAAUCACGAGACCCUUGUCCGCACCAAUAAGUUUCUGGAGACGUUGCGUAAGAUCGCUCUGCACCCUGACCUUAUAAACCCAGAAACCUUGUCGCAGACCACCGAAAACGAGAUUCAAGCAAAGUGGGACAUCAAGACUAGUGCCAAGUUUGAGUUCUUGAACGAAUUCAUCAGGCACGUUUCUGACCACAACAUACAUGUUGCCGUCGUGGCGCAUGGGGAGAGAAUUCCGACUAUGCUCCAUAACUUCUUUCAAGGUAUCAAGGUGCCGUGCAAGAGGUGGUUGCAUCCUUCCAGUACCGACCCCGACUUGAGCCCAGUAAAUCUCGGCGUCAAGGUUUCUAUUAUCGAUCUGGAUGGUGGACUACAAAAUGUGGAGCGUGCAGAUGUGGUUAUUGCAAUGGAUCCUCUCGUGGACUAUAGGCAUCCGUUGGUACGUGCGGCACGAAAUCAGACGGGCGACCAGGACAAGUGGUCUUUACUGUUACCGCUUGUGCUUCCGCAUACGCUUGAGCAUAUCGAGCGGUCCUUGCAAGCAGACCUACCGCCUUCGAUUCGGACCAAAAUCCUUGCCAAGGCUACGAACGAAUUUCGUUGGGAAGCAGGACGGCUAGAAAGCACACAAUCACCUUUGAAGCACGCGGCCUCCGCCAUCGCCGAGUUUCUGGACGACACUUCCGCAGACUGGCCAAUUGCAGCACUGAGCCAGCUUGACGAAAUGGACAGUCAGACAGAGAGUGAUUUACAGGCAGACUCUCACGGCGUAAAGCGAUCUGUGGAUGACACGGGAACAAACAUUACUGCCGAGACCAAACGUGCACGACUGAACUCAGUGUCUGGGACGCAGCUCCCCACUACUAUCAACCCCCUCGAAUUGGACAUAACCCAUGUUAGCGACUCACUUGACAAGGGCACAGAGUCAAACAUGGAUAUGGUAGACGCACCCGGAGCCUCACCAAGCACAGAGCAGCGGCUCCGAGAAAUUCUACAAGGCGUACAGGAUCGUCUUGAUGAGCAUGUCAAAGCGCUGGAAGAUUUGCAGUACAGACAUGAAGAUCAGCGAAAACAUCUCGUUGAGGUCAAAAAAGAGCGUGAUGCUGCUAGGUUAGCGGCAGAAGCGGCGCAUGCUCGAAUGGCAGGUGCGGAAGCGAACAAUGCGACCCUGCGCAUUGAACGAACGCAACUGAAGGAGGCGCUCGCAGAAGCAAAGAGUGGACUGCUCAGCCAUGCCGUUCCUGAAAUGCGCGAACUCGAAGCGGUGCGAAUGUCUGCCGAGGCAGCAAAGCUCGAGGAAGAGAAGGCGAGGAAGAAGAGCGCAGCAGCAGAAAAGGAGCUCGAAUGGACGCGGUCUAUGUAUCAGGAUUCCUCCAACAGAGCUCGCGAGCUUGCGCAGAACAACGCCGAGCUCGAGACGCGCCUCGCUCUCGCAUCACAUACGGCACAAGGAGAACAAGCCCGAGCUCGGGAGAUAUCAAUCCAGGGUCACAACAAGGCACUCGAGCAGGAGUGCCAGAAGCUGACCGCACAACUCGAAAACUGUAGACUUGCCUUGAAGAAUAAAGACGAGCAGAUUGCUUCGUUGAAGGAGGGAAGAGGGAGGAUUGGAACUAGAGGAAGCUCUGUCCCACGGAGUCCCAGGAUGGGAAGUCCGAUGAAAGGAAGAGUGAGUAGACAGCCGAGUCCGGCUGCUGCUGCUGCUGCCGAUAGUAGAGGGAGGGGAGCACAUUUGCAUCCACUCAGGAACAGCGCCGGUACUUAG
Sphaerulina musiva SO2202 is the source of this 2037-nucleotide messenger RNA. RefSeq lists its product as uncharacterized. Gene Ontology annotation, cellular component: HDA1 complex. The coding region runs from base 1 to 2037 and encodes 678 amino acids. The record is from RefSeq and is a predicted model, not a curated record. Lineage: Eukaryota; Fungi; Ascomycota; Dothideomycetes; Mycosphaerellales; Mycosphaerellaceae. The transcript has a single exon.